AUGAAACUCUUCUCUUCUCUGACCAUCCCCCUCAGAGCUGUCUUCUCCUAUCAUCGCGGUGUCUCCUCUCCAGCAACCUCAUGGCGGCCGCGCAGAUCUCAUUCUGGAUCCGCGAGCUGCUUCCACUUGCUCGAGUCCUGCAUUCUCGACAAGAACCUGCUUCUGGGUUCACAACUUCACUCCAGGAUCGUGAUUGCGGGGCUCGUGAAUGAUUCCUUGUUUGCAACAAAACUCAUCACACUCUACUCCCUAUGUGGAGACCUCUCGAGCGCCGAGGCGAUCUUCGCCCGCUUUCCGGGUUGUAACGUGUUCCUUCUCAAUGCCAUGAUCAGAGGCUAUUCCUCCAAUGGGUUGAAUCAGGAAGCCGUGGAUUUGUUCCAUCGAAAGAGGAGAGAAGGGAUCGAACCCGAUUCCUAUACUUUCUCGUGUGUUUUGAAGGCCUGUGCUUCUCUGCCGGACCUUUGCCAAGGAAAGGAGCUGCACAAAAUGGCAGUGGAGAGCGGUUUUGAAUCGGACGUUUUUGUUUCUAAUUCGUUGAUUUCUAUGUAUGCAAAGUGUGGGAGCCUAGAAAGCGGCGCCGACGUUUUCGACAGAAUGCCCCAACGAGAUAUCGUGUCAUGGAAUUCUAUAAUCUCAGCUUACGCACUGAAUGGUUCUGAUUUGGGGGCUGCAGAGAAAGUAAGGGAGAUGUUCCGCUGUGGGUUCCAGCCGGAUCAAGUGACGAUUAUUAGUCUUCUGAUAACUGGUUCCACUUCUGAGGUUAUUAGUGAAGUACAUGGUUAUGUUCUGAGAAGAGGGUUUGAAUCCAUAUCCAUGAUUCGGAAUGCACUUGUUUCUGCCUAUGGUAAGUGUGGUGGAGUCAGGGAAGCUCGUAGGAUAUUUGAUAGCUCGACUCAAAAGGAUAAAGUUACUUGGAAUGCCUUGAUCUCUACCUAUGCCCAGAAUGGGUUAUUUGAAGAAAGCAUGCAGCUUCUCAGAGACAUGAGGCUUGCUGGUUUUGAUGUUGAUGUAAUUACCUACAGUGGGAUCAUAUCUUCCUUCUCUCAGGAUGAUUUGUCUGAUGAAGCAGUGGUUGUUUUCAAGGAAUUGUUGAAUGUGGGGUUGAGGCCGGAUGUAAUCGCUAUUGCAAGCAUUCUGCCGGCAAUUUCCAGUAUCCGAUGCUUUGGUUACUGCAAGGAAAUCCAUGCCUACUCUUACAGGGAGGGUUUAGAAUCAGACCGCAGGGUUAGAAAUGCUCUUGUGUCAGCUUACUGUAUAUAUGGUUCUAUCCAAAGUGCUGAACGAGUUUUUGAAGCGAUCAGAGACAGGGAUGUGAUCUCCUGGAGCUCAAUGGUUACGGGCUAUGUCCAGAACCAACACUUCGUGGAAGCUCUUGAUACAUUUAGGCAAAUGAUUGGAGCUGAGAUAGAACCAAACCCGAUUACCAUAACAAGCAUCCUUUCAGCAUGCGCAGGUGUCUCUGGUCUAAGACUGGGGAAGGAACUCCACUUGUGGGCACUAAAGAACUCAUUCGAUGGUCAGUCUUUUGUGGGAAGUGCUCUUGUAGACAUGUAUGCAAAAUGUGGAAGGAUCAAAGACUCAAGAAGAGUGUUUGAUCUAAUGGCAGACAAGAACUUGGUCACUUAUAAUGUGAUGAUUGGAGGUUAUGCCGUCCAUGGACUCGUAGAAGAUGCUCUAAGAAUCUUCCGAAUGUUGGAAGAGCCUGAUGAGGUCAGUUUUAUCACAGCCUUGUCAGCCUGUAGACAUGGGGGACUUGUUGAGGAAGGGAUCGAGAUCUUUAACAGCAUGAAGGCCUUAAAGGUGAGCCCUAAAGAAGGGCAUUAUUCUUGUAUGGUGGAUUUAUUGGCAAGAUGUGGACUAAUAGAACAGGCUCUUGAUUUAGUAAAGACGAUGCCGAUGAAAGCUAGCACAGAAGUCUGGGGAACACUGCUUGGAGCAUGCAAGGUACACUCCAAUUUAAAUAUUGGAAUGUAUACCGGAGCCCGUAUACUUGAGUCCGGGAGUGAUAAUUCGGGAUAUUAUGUGCUGCUAUCAAACAUAUUAGCUGAUUUCGGGAGGUGGGAUGGUGUUGAAGUGAUGAGAAAGCUGAUGACGGAGAAGGGAGUGAAGAAAGGUGCUGGGUGUAGUUGGAUAGAAGUGAACAAGAGAGUCCACUCCUUUGUUGCCAAGGAAAGAGCACAGCAUCCCGAGUGGGAGAGCUUAUUUUGGCUGUUGAGUGUCUUAAAUGAGCAGAUGAGGGCUAUGAGUUUCUAG
This is a messenger RNA of Elaeis guineensis (African oil palm), 2253 nucleotides long. Its product is annotated as pentatricopeptide repeat-containing protein At5g16860-like. Gene Ontology annotation, molecular function: protein binding; RNA binding. Gene Ontology annotation, biological process: RNA modification. NCBI's taxonomy places the organism in Eukaryota, Viridiplantae, Streptophyta, Magnoliopsida, Arecales, Arecaceae. The record is from RefSeq and is a predicted model, not a curated record.